ACGUGAAUGCAGCAUACAAUUCACUGGCGCUUGCUCCUAUUCUCAUACGUAAGCUCAUAAACCGGGGAAAAUGGCUACGACCAUGUCUUGGAGAGCAUAUCUUCUCGUUCAUUUAGUAAUAUUUUCAUGGUAUAUCUUUACGUUAUCCGCGAAUUGUUCAUUGAAAAGCCACCCAGGAGCAAAAUCAUAUGGAGGCCGCUGGAAAUAUCUGACUUUCCUUAAUCUGGUUUUACAGACGUUGUUCUUCGGACUCGUUGUUUUGAUUGACAUCAUCCAUCUGAUAUUGCCAUCCAAAAAUUUAAGAUGUGGUGUACCUCUUUUCCUAGUGAAAUUAAGAGACACCAUUUUCACAAUUUUAGCCUUUCCUUUAGGGGCAUUUGUGUUUUUGUCUUUCUGGUCGAUAUAUCACUAUGACAGAGAGCUGGUCUACCCCAAGAUUCUAGAUGAUAUUAUUCCUAUCUGGCUGAACCAUGCUCUGCACACCGUCAUCCUGCCCUUGGCGUUGUUGCAAAUGUAUAUUCAGCCUCACAGAUACGGCAGCAAGAUGAGAGGCAUCCUGGGUCUGGCUACGUUCUCCGCUCUAUAUCUGGGAUGGGUUUUGUGGGUGCACUAUUCGGCUGGUAUCUGGGUCUACCCCAUCAUGGAACGUCUGAGUCCCGUGUCCCUGGUAAUAUUCUUGGGUGUGGCCUGCGUCUCCAUGGCGCCCCUCUACCUGCUGGGUGAGAAAAUCAACAAUAAGAUCUGGAGGAGCCCUGCAGCAUCUACAGGGCCUCAGAAGAAGAAGAAGAGGUAGAAGUGUGCUGGCUUGUAAGCUGAGCACCACAGAGGAGACCAGAGGGCUUAGCGAUGAGAUCACAAGAGCAUGGACAGAAAGGACACAAAAAAGCCCGACACGGAUCACCUUGACCAGGAGAGACUGGUGGAUGUCCCGGUGGAGGUAGAAGUUGCCCCUAACAACAGAUUUAGAAUCUGAUUAGCUUGAACUCUGUUGUAAUUUUAACCAUUGGAAUAAAAACUAAAUGAUCUGUUUGGGUAUUAGCAGUUAGAGGCAACUUGUACCUACUCUGUAUCUCUCAGGCAGAUCUCAGGCAGUGGGUGUAAUAACACUUUGAUGGUCAGCAGCCAAAUUGUUUUUAUUAUAUUGAAAAAAAAAAUAGACUUGAUUUUCCUUAUCCUGUUAGCAGUCAGUGGACAAUUUGAUGAAUCUAUGCUGUAGUUACGUUCCCCUGGCAGUUUCCAAAUGUAAACCUUUUUGCAUUUAUUAACACAUCUCAUUCAGGUUAAGUGUGAUUUUGUCACAAAUGCUAAAAUGUUAGCAACUGCCAGGGAAACAUAACUAAACCAAUGUGUCGUUUUGUAAUUUGGAUGACCUAUCCCUUAUCACGUUUGUCUGUAUUGGUUGAGUUAACCAAUAUUGUUGUGUCACCCUUAGCACUUAUGUAGAAAAACCCUACAGAACAAUAGAGGUGUCAUUUUUGUGUCCAUUUCCGUUAUGGUAGUGGUUGCAGAUCCAACCUUUUCUGGAUAUUUAGUCUCACGAAGCUAAGAGUUCUAGAGAUUCCUGAAUCUUUGGAUUUAUUUCUGGUCAUGUGUUCUUUGUCAAAUGUCCUCUGCUAGUAGAACUAUUUUGGUGAAGGCGGGCAGUAUUUCAAGCUCCGUCGGUGGCUGUGUUCAAAAAAAUCGAAAUGACUGAGGCCAACUGACAAUUAACUGACCUACAGAUCACCUUGCAUCAUAAAGACAACUAAAUAUGUGUAGAUCAGUCAGUUAUAAGUUAGCCAUAAUACAUUUGAAGGUGAACUGUGUAGAAUCCUGCCUCAAACAUUUAUACAGAAUCUUUAACACUGACACGACUUCUCUCCUCCCUUCCCAUACUGAUUGAGGUUGGAAUAGUAUUAGCUAGUACAGGUUGUUUUAGGGUGGGGAAAGAGUACUGCAAGUAUGAGGAGACAAAAGUCAAAGAAAACAAAUAGAAGGGCCAGAGAGAACAUUUUAAAUGGGGAAUAUUUCAGGCAAUUAAAUAUUUUGCUGAAAAAUAUAUUUUAAAUAUUAACUGCAGAUGUGUUCUGUUCAUUUAUUCUAGUAUUUAUGCCACUAGUACCAUAAAAGUCAUAUGUCCCCUGUAAAAUUAGGUCCACUCAUACACAGCCUUAUUUACAAGAUCACAUUGAUUACAGUACUCUAAACUCAAAUGUAAUGGUGUAAUAAACCAUAAUAGUGAGACAGAAACACCAUCUUGUUCAAAUGUGAAAGGUAAGUUUUACCGCCUCCAAGACAUUUUUUGAGUACGUUGUCUGGGCGACUAAAGAUCCUGAAAAUGUUGAAUCCGCAGCCACUCGGUUAUUUACCCUGAUGCUGCUUCACUUGAUAUAGUACUGUUGGUUGUGAAAGGGACAGUUACUUAAUGUGCACUUGAUGUUUUACCCUUUGAAUUUAUGCUUUGAUGCAAAAGCUCACUUUUAGAAGAUCAUAGAAUUCAAUGUGACUUAGAGGGAGGCAAGACCAUGGUAAGAUUGAAAUUAAAAGAUUUUAAUUA
Esox lucius (northern pike) is the source of this 2536-nucleotide messenger RNA. RefSeq names its product androgen dependent TFPI regulating protein 1 (gene adtrp1). The transcript is spliced from 6 exons. The record is from RefSeq and is a predicted model, not a curated record. Gene Ontology annotation, cellular component: endomembrane system; membrane. Lineage: Eukaryota; Metazoa; Chordata; Actinopteri; Esociformes; Esocidae. Bases 71 to 793 code for a protein of 240 amino acids.